This is a messenger RNA of Camarhynchus parvulus, 2168 nucleotides long. It is a transcript of the gene SOWAHA, whose product is annotated as sosondowah ankyrin repeat domain family member A. The record is from RefSeq and is a predicted model, not a curated record. Gene Ontology annotation, molecular function: protein binding. The coding region runs from base 1 to 1950 and encodes 649 amino acids. The transcript has 3 exons. Lineage: Eukaryota; Metazoa; Chordata; Aves; Passeriformes; Thraupidae.
AUGGCCACUUCCUGGAACCGCCCUCCGCCCGCCGCAGGCGCCGCCCGCCCGCCGGACCGGGGAACCGAGGGGACGGGCCCCGCCGGGCCGGGACAGGGCCGGGACAGCCUCCCCUCGGCCGGCGGGGCGGGCCCGCCGCUCCCAGCGCGGAGGGGAGUGGAACCGGGGAGCGGCGGUCGGGCUGCCCCGGAGGGCUCCCUGCCGGGGGUCAGGUGCCGGUCUGGGGGCGAGCACAUGGCAUGGGUGGCCCUGGCUGGAGAAGGGACAGUGCGGCUGCGGAAGGGCCGGGAGCAUCCUCCGCAGGAGUUUCACAGACCCAGGACAUGGCAUUCCGCAGGGGUCUCACAGACCCAGGACUGGCACUCCGCAGGGGUCUCACAGACCCAGGACAUGACAUUCCGCAGGGGUCUCACAGACCCCGGACAUGGCAUUCCGCAGGGGUCUCACAGACCCAGCACUGGCAUUCCGCAGGGCAGCGGUGCCUCUGGCCCAGGUGCCCCUGUAACACGCGGCAGCCACACCAAAGUGGCAGCCACAGCGUGCCGCCGGCCCGCCUGUCCGACCGCCCGCGGGCUCCCGGCAUCCGAACCGCGCGGAGGCGGCAGGAGCGGAGGCGGCUCCGCCACCACCACCUGUGGCGGCGGGAUGGCGGAGCUCGACAUCAGCGCGGAGGCAGUGAUGGGCUUCCUGAGGGAGCGCGGCGGGCGGGUGCGCAACACCGAGCUGGUGAGCGCCUUCCGGCCGCUGCUGGAGGCCGCCGGCACCGGGGCCGGGGAGGCGGAGGGGCGGGCGGCGCGGCGGGAGCGGUUCAAGGCGGCGGUGAACGCCGUAGCCACGGUGAAGGAGACCGACGGCGUCAAGUUCGUGGUGCUGAAGCGGCAGCUCCGCGCUGCCCCGCCGGCGGGGGGCGAUGCCGGCGCCGCUCCGGACCCCGCCGGGACGCCCCCCGAGGAGCCGCCGGGGCCGCGGGCCGUGGCCGAGCUGCGGGGCCUGUUCCAGGGCGGCGGCGGCGGGGUGCCCCUACCCGGGGGCGCGGCGGGGGCCCGGCGGGAGCCGCCGCCCAAGCCCUGCAUGCUGCCCGUGCGCUGCGUGCCGGCCCCCGCCGUCCCGGGGCCGCCCGAGCCGGCGGCCAGCCCGCUGUCCCCGCCGCCGCUGGACGAGGAGGCCGGGUCCCGCUCGCCAGGGCUGCGGAGGGGGCCCAAGAACCACCGGGCCAGCGAGGAGACCGUGGUGCCCCUGGAGCAGGCGGAGCACCAGUGGCUGGUGCUGGCGGCCGACGGGCAGUGGACGCAGCAGCUCCACGGGCUGCUGCUGGGCGACUCCAGCCUGGCGGCUCGCAGGGACUUCAUCUCCGGCUUCACCGCCCUGCACUGGGCCGCCAAGAACGGCAACUGCGACAUGGUGACCAACAUCAUCCGAGCGGCCGAGAAGGGCGGGUCCCACGUCAAUGUGGAUGCCAGGUCGCAUGGCGGCUACACGGCGCUGCACCUGGCUGCUAUUCACGGCCAGGAGAAGAUCAUCAACAUGCUCGUCUACAGCUACCAUGCCAAGAUUGACCUGAGGGACUACAGUGGGAAGAAGCCGCACCAGUACUUAAAGGAAGGGACAUCCCUUACAAUUAGGCGUUUGCUGGGGGAUCCCAGCCUUUCCCAAAACAUGGAACACUCCGUGCCCAUCAAGAAAUCUACAAAGCUUGCGGCUUCAAUCUUGAGCUCCACUAGCACUUUCCUGGGAGUCAUAUCCGAUGACAUGGCUUUCUAUGAUCUCACCAAAGGUUUAAGGAAGCCCUCAACUCUAAACAAGCUUCUGACUGCCACUACGGGCCCGAGGAGGAAGCCAAAGAUCAGAGGGGGCUUCCCUUCAUAUUCCUCACUGUCUGAGGUAGCAGAGGAGGAGGAAGAGGUUGUCGUGAAACGCAGACCCGUUUCUGAGCUGUUCUUUGGCCGCUAGCCUCUGCCUUACUGUGGCUGAAUGGUUUAAUAGCACGGCUGCUGUCUCAGCUUUCUCUUUCAGAAGCAGUUUGGAUUUUUGCUCUCUGUGUCUGUCUUUUUGGAUUUUUAACUCAAUCAGUGAUAGGGUCCACAUCCAAAGGCCACAGCAUGAAACCCAGCCCCAGGUGCCUGUGGAAAGGAGCUGCCAGGAAGUGCUGUCCAUGCUGUAUGUACCAU